AUGGCAGUUAUUACAAGAUACUUGGUCCUGGAUUUUUUAGUAUUAAUAUGCGGAUUAAUAGUCCUGUCAUAUUUAUACAUGACCCGUAAAUUCAAGUACUGGAAGAAACACGGAGUUACAGAGAUAACGCCUACUCCAUUUGUUGGAAAUUUCGGUGAUUGUUUGAUGACAAAAAAGUCAUCAGGACAGUGGCUUAGAGAUAUACAUGAAUGGAGUUCUGGAUUACCUUACAUGGGUUUUUAUAUUUUCGACAGGCCUUGUCUGUUGAUCCGCGACCCCGAGCUAGUUAAAAACAUUCUUGUCAAAGAUUUUAACACCUUUCCCGAUCGCUUUGUCUCCGCGAGUCCUCACGACCGAAUUGGAGAUGCCAAUUUAUUCUUAAUAAAAAAUCCAGCGUGGAAAGUCGUGAGAACUAAGCUCACGCCACUUUAUACCUCGGGUAAAUUGAAGAGGAUGUUUGAGCUGAUGGUUGACGUUGGUGAAGAUCUCAUGACACAUAUGAAGUCACUUAAAUUGGAAGGUCAAGGACAGAAUGUCGAAGUUAAAGAUUUGAGCGCUAAAUUCACAACAGACAUGAUUGCAACGACUGCUUUUGGAGUGAGAGCAAACUGUCUGAACGACCCUAAUGCAGCAUUCCGUGAGGCUGGUCGUCGGGUAUUUGCUACUUCGCUUUACCGUAAUUUCGAACUAACCUCACUUUUUUUCGCGCCACAACUCGCCAAACCUUUGGGAUUAAAAUUCAUUCCGAGCAAUGCCUCGAAAUUUUUGAGGGAUACACUGUGGGGUGUGAUACUCGAACGAGAACGUUCUAAUUACAAGCGUGGUGAUUUGAUUGACUUGCUUGUAGAAUUGAGAAAAGCUAACGCUGAAAGUUCCACUCGAGAUAUUUUUGAUUUUGAUGGUGAUAAUUUGGUAGCGCAAGCGGUGGUAUUUUAUACAGGGGGUUUUGAAACUUCAUCAUCAGCUCUGAGCUUUACAUUGUACGAAAUAGCGAUUCAACCGGAAAUCCAAACAAGAUUGAGACAGGAAAUAUUAGACGGGCUCGAGCAGUCUGACGGAAAAGUCACUUACGACCUGGUACAAUUAUUUUAUUAUCCGUAUUUGGAUAUGGUUGUAGCAGAGACGCUCCGUAAAUACCCACCUUUGCCUUUCUUAGACCGGCUCACUAAAGAAAAUUACAAGCUACCAAAUUCUGAUUUGGUUGUAGAGAAAGGUACACCUGUUUUUAUCUCUAUGACUGGCUUGCAUUAUGAUCCUGAGUACUUUCCGGAUCCCAAUAAGUACGAUCCGGAACGGUUCUCAGAAGCCAAUAAAAAAUCCAGGAAACAGGGAGUUUAUAUACCUUUUGGUGAUGGUCCGCAUAUUUGUAUAGGUCUGCGUAUUGGAUUACUUCAAACAAAAUUAGGACUUAUUAAAUUAUUGCCCAAGUACGAGUUCUCACCCUCAAAAGAAACUAUGAUCCCCAUGCGAUUAAGUCCUAAAGCUACGAUAACAACUGCUGACGGUGGUGUUUUUCUUAAUGUCAAAGAAAUCGCUUAU
Cotesia congregata is the source of this 1539-nucleotide messenger RNA. The record is from the annotation of a GenBank genome assembly. NCBI's taxonomy places the organism in Eukaryota, Metazoa, Arthropoda, Insecta, Hymenoptera, Braconidae.